AUGGAGCCCGUUGCCCAGCUUCAAACCAUCAACCUCCAGGCGCUGAAACGCGGCUGCGCGGACGAAGUCUCCAAGCUCCUGGGGGCGGCAGAACAGGAUGGCACCUUCUACCUUGAUCUCACCGACGAGGUCCCACUCGAUAGGGUGACUGACGAAAUCAAUCGGCUGAGCCGCAGCCUGUUCGGCAUGAGUGAGAAAGAGAAAAUGAGAUUCGACGUGGACAACCUGGGCCUGUAUAAGCUCAAUGGAUACAAGCCCGUCGGCCGCAACGUCGGAGGCCUCCCAGGGCAGCGGGACGGUUUCGAGAGCUACGCGGUAAGUACACACCCCACACAGCAUCGCCCCAAUGAACUAAAGACAGAACUGGUCGUAGCCCAAUUCCGGCCCGAACUGGCCGAAUUCCAAUCCAUCUGCCUAGACCUCGCCCAGGUCCUCUUCGAAUCGCUCUCCGUCGCCUGCGGCUUGCCCAAGGAGAGCUCCUUCCAGGCGUGCCACUCGACCCCGGCCCUAAACCUGGUCCGCCUGCUGCGGUACCCGGGGGCCUUGGCCCUAGACAACCCGCACUUCAGCAUCCCCCAGCCAGCGCACGCCGACAUGGGAUCGCUGACCUUCCUGUGUACGGACGCGCCGGGCCUUCAGAUCCAGCCGGCCGGCUCGUCGGAGUGGCUGCAUGUGCUGCCCAAGAGGGGCCAGCCCGUCGUAAAUCUGGGAGACGCGAUGAAGACGCUCAGCAACGGCCGGUUCGAGAGCGUGCUGCACCGCGUGGUCUCGGUGCCUGGGGGUGGGGCUUUGGGGGCACAGGACCGCUACAGCUUUGCAUAUCUGCUGCGGCCGGAACCAUCGACGCCCAUGGCGCCGCUUCCUGGCUUGGGUUUUGUGGGUAAAGAGGAGAAGCCGGUGCGGACAUGCGAGGAAUGGGUCUGCAUGAAGUUUCGGGCGCUGCGAGCUUGA
Molecule: messenger RNA, 951 nt
Organism: Aspergillus aculeatinus CBS 121060
Lineage: Eukaryota; Fungi; Ascomycota; Eurotiomycetes; Eurotiales; Aspergillaceae
Product: oxidoreductase
Exons: 3
Coding region: 1-951 (316 amino acids)
Molecular function (GO): dioxygenase activity
Source: RefSeq, a predicted model, not a curated record